Molecule: messenger RNA, 4289 nt
Organism: Menidia menidia (Atlantic silverside)
Lineage: Eukaryota; Metazoa; Chordata; Actinopteri; Atheriniformes; Atherinopsidae
Source: the annotation of a GenBank genome assembly
UUAGAUAUAAGUAUAUCUAUAUAUUUUUUUAUUAUAAGUAUCAAGCAGCUGCCCGCUAGCAGCAGCUGGACAGGAGGGCACAGCUAGCUAAAGCCGCGCAGCUGUUGACAGCGGCGGCGGAAGCUCCACGCCAACCCUUCACCGACCCCUCCGUCCAUCCCCACCCGGAGGGACCUCAGCGGCUCUGAGAAAAGGGGGGCAAAUGAACGAGCUGGUGAAGAGUUUGCCUUCGCCGACGCUGCCCGGGCUGCACCUCCCGUGCCUGGACGGCCACAAGGGCUGGCUCUUCAAAUGGACCAACUACUUGAAGGGCUACCAGCGGCGGUGGUUCGUGCUCAGCAACGGCCUGCUGUCCUACUACAGGACGCAGGCAGAGAUGGCUCACACUUGUCGGGGCACUAUUCCCCUGGCAACGGCGCACAUAGAGGUGGGUGACACCUGUCACUUGGUGUUAACCAGCAGAGGCCGGAGUUACCACCUGAAAGCCACCUCUGAGGGAGAGUGUAACCGAUGGGUGUCGGCUCUGCAGCAGGCCAAGGCCAGCGCCACCCUCCUGAUGCAUCACUCAGAUGACUCUGGAGAUGAGGCCCCCGUACCUCAGGAGGACCGAGCCCUUGCUCAAGGGGGGCUCCAGUCUCUGGCCAGCAAGCUGGAUGAUUUGAGCACCUGUAAUGAGCUGAUAGGAAAGCACGGUGCUGCCCUCCAGCGCUCGCUCAGUGAGCUUGAAGAACUGCGCGCAUCCACUGACAACACAGACAGAGUGAAAGCUGUUAAUGAGCGAGCCACCCUGUUCCGCAUCACCUCCAAUGCUAUGAUCAAUGCUUGCCGUGACUUUUUGGAUGUGGCAGAAUCUCACAGCCGGAGGUGGCAGAGGGCUCUUCACUAUGAGAGAGAACAGCGCCACCAUCUGGAGGAGACUAUUGAGCAGCUAGCCAAACAGCACAACAGCCUAGAGAGAGCCUGGAGGGAGAACCCCACCUCAUUCGCGGGUGUGGAGCGGUCUCAGGAGGGGGAUGCAAGUGAUGAAAAUGAUGAUGCAGAGUUUUUCGAUGCCAUGGAGGACUCCCCAGCAUUUAUAACUGUGACUGCUACUGGCACUAUACAGCACAAGCGCUCAGGAAGCAAUCAGAGUAUGAUGAGUGGAGGAGUGCCUAAUGACUGGACUCACAAUGAGAAUGACACCUCAGGCACCAAUCAAAUGCAGCUCCGGAGAACAAGACGUAGCCGUAUUCCCGACAAACCAAAUUACUCUCUCAACCUGUGGAGCAUAAUGAAGAACUGUAUUGGCAAAGACCUCUCUAAGAUCCCCAUGCCGGUCAACUUUAACGAGCCGCUGUCAAUGCUGCAGCGUCUGUCAGAGGAUCUGGAGUACAGUGAGCUGCUGGACCGGGCGGCUCGCUGUGACUCCACCCUGGAGCAGAUGUGCCUUGUAGCUGCCUUCUCUGUGUCCUCCUACUCCACCACAGUCCAUCGUACAGCCAAGCCCUUCAAUCCUCUGCUGGGGGAGACUUACGAGCUGGACCGACUGGAAGAGUACGGCUACCGCUCAAUCUCUGAGCAGGUCAGUCAUCACCCACCAGCUGCUGCCCACCAUGUGACCUCACAGCGGGGAUGGACUCUAUGGCAGCACAUAAUGAUCGAUAGCAAGUUUCGGGGGAAAUAUAUUUCUGUGGUGCCAUUAGGAAAUAUUCAUCUGCAGUUCCAUUCAAGCGGAAACCGCUAUGUGUGGAGUAAAGUAACAUCAACAGUACACAACAUUAUUGUAGGGAAGCUGUGGAUUGAUCAGUCUGGGGACAUUGACAUUGUAAACACCACCACAAAGGACACCUGUCGUCUCAAAUUCUCCCCGUACAGCUACUUCUCCAGAGAAGUCCCCCGCAAAGUGACGGGCGUAGUAGAGGACAGAGAGGGCACAGCCCACUACAUCCUGUCGGGAACCUGGGAUGACAAAAUGGAGAGUGCUAAAAUAGUGGAAAGUAGCCAAGGAUGUGGAGGCUCAGAGGGCAAACAGAAGACAGUUUAUCAGACUCUGCAGCCCAAACUGCUGUGGAAGAAAUACCCUCUACCAGAUAAUGCAGAGAACAUGCACUUUUUCUCCUCCCUGGCUCUGACCCUGAAUGAAACAGAGGAGGGUAUUGCACCCACUGACAGUCGUCUGCGGCCAGACCAGCGACUAAUGGAGGCGGGUUUGUGGGACGAAGCAAACAUCCAGAAGCAGAGAUUGGAGGAGCGUCAGAGACUGGAGAGAAAAAAACGGGAGGCACAAGCUAAUCAGGCUUUGGAUGAAGGACAAGACAUUGAGGGUUACCAGCCACUGUGGUUUGAGAAGAAAACAGAUGACAGUACAGGAGAAAGCACUUACAUCUACAGAGGAGGGUACUGGGAGGCCAAAGAAAGACAGGACUGGAGCCAGUGUCCUGAAAUCUUCUAGAACAUUUCCCUCAUACUGCGGCAUAAGAUAGAGUGAACGACCCCUCUUGAUGUAAGAACACUGUUUGACUGAGUUUAGAUGUGCAUGUUCCAGUGAGUGUGUGAGCUUCUCACUCCCAGACAUCUGAACACAAUGAGCCCAGCUUCCACAUUCUGAUAUACUCCCUUCUACUCUGUUAUAUCUUUGUUUCUGGAAUGCAUGGCUUCAGUUUGUGUUUACACUUCAACACAACAGAGCAAUUAUUUAUGGGAACAUUUCAGUUCCUGUAUUAUGGGAUGUUUGUGCGAUUGACACAUAGCUUCCAGAAACACUCCACACAUAGGAUCAUUUGGGAGCAUGGAAGGCUCUGGAUGAUGAGUACAAGCACUUAAUGUCUUGUAUUUCCCAAACUAGAACAGCAUUUUCGCUGCUGGACUCUGGGAGAGACACCGGGUUUGGAGAGAAUGAGACGAAGCCUUCAACUGUGCUUUAAGCAGAACUUCAUUUCUUCAUCCCUCCAGAUUCUGUGGUGUUUUUUACUACUCUUUUUCAAAAUGCACAAAAUGUGAUUCUGAAUGACUUUAAAGUUAUCUCUCGACUGGCCUCUGAAGAAGAGCUACUUGGACAUGAUAACCAAAGCAGGUGUCAAUGUCUUUGGAUGGACAACUGAGUGAGAACUCCAAGCUGCUUUCACGAUGAGCUUCUGUUUCAGUUGAAAGUGCACCACACCUAUUUAAAAGGUUUAUCUGAAGUAAUUACUAAAAGAAGGAACUACACCCUGAAAGAGCUCUUGUAUGUCUUUGCUGGCCCUAAAGGAACCUUUUUUAGUCCAUUAAAACAAGCAAUAUCACUCAUGUAAUCUCACCUUGGGCGAUAGAAAGACCUUGGUACAUACUGGGGAUUCUUAAAGGUUUAUCAGGAAUUGACAGCCCAGCCACAGCCACUGCGUGACUUCAGUAUGAGAAUUCAUGGAGAUGAAUUUUGAGCUUUACUCAGACACAGGACUAAAGUUCAAGAUAUUGCUGUUUAAGCUACAUCUGUUUGUCAUCACUUUUUUUAUCUCUGCCUGGCUCCAUCCAGUAAUAAUACAUUUAUACUUUCAGUGCUUCAGAUACCUCCUAAAGUUUGUGAAAGUGCAGUUGUAUAGGGUUCCUUUUUCCCUCAUCAGUCUACACAAAUUCAAAUAAAAAGCAAACAGAUUUUAUAAAUGUUAUGUUCAUUCAAAGAAUUAAAGACUGACAUCCAGAAACACUGAGGAUCUUUGACAGGACACUCAGCAUGGAGCUUUGGGGUGAUACUUCAACUUGACCACUCACUGCAUAAUUGAGUUCAUUGGCUGUAAUUAGGAAGGUUCACACCUUUCCGUUUUAAGGUUUUAUACCAGAUAGUAUUUGACAGAGUUGAUAAACUGCAUAAUCACGGAUGAGGGACCUCAGGAAGGCAGGUAACUUUAAAGCAAAUGCUACCUAUGAAUGAGGUUCUUUGCCCUUCUUUGGAGAUAGCAGACAGCCUUGCACAGCCACCUUGCAGCACUCCACUAAUUAGGCCUCUGUGUGUGGUGGCUGACCAAUAUCAUUUCACACCAUUAGGGGCAGGUAUCAUCCUAUUAUAAUUUUGUUGUGAGAGGGAAUGGGAGACUAGUCAGUAUAGAGGCAAAGAUGGAUGUCAAAAUGCAAACCUGGGUGAAAACAUUCUCAAGGGUUCUCAGGAUCUUGUGCUGGAAAUAAUGUUUACAUUUUCACAAGAUUACCAGCGAAUCAUUUCAAACUCAGGAGGGACAUAAUGAAAACCAUAGAAGAGGUCUGGUGACCCAGCUGGAGGUCCGAAUGCAGUCUAGCAUCUCUGGAAAAUCCCAAAAUGCAGCUGAGUACAGACGCUU